AUGGCUUAUCCCCCUCGACACCAAUUCAAUCCUCAUGCAGCAUCGAAUGGUCCAGAUCUGCCCGAAGUCAUACCGGCUAAUCCUGCCUGGGGAUACGAUAACAAUAUUCAUACAGACAUCGAAGUUUCGAAUGUCUUCAUCGACACCUUCGACAAUAAUGUCCACCCUGACGUACCCCGUCUGCAGGUCGGGGACUUCGGCCGCACUGCGCGCCUCUGGCAGUUUGGGAUUCCAAAUUUCCCGGGUCAUAAUUUUGCAAGAUUGCUCUGGUCCAGGAGGACUGGCGGUAAGAGGGGCUGGUAUUUGCCUGAACAGUUCACAGCUGAGUGGGACCACGUCAACUACGAGCCUUAUUCGGAGGGUAUCACCAACUUGGCUACCGGCGCGGGCACUGUAGGAGCAUACUCAGAAAGGAGCAAUAUCUUCCAGGUUGGCAUGAGCAUCGCCGGUGCCGCGAACAGGGGCCCAGAUGGGCGCGCAAGGGUGGACGUAUCGGGCAUUGCUGCCAAUCCAGUCACAAAUGAUGACAAGCGCUGGAUCACGGCAAGUUUACACGAACCGCCGCCGCCGCCGCCGCAAAUCCCAAACCCUUGGCCGACUCUCCCAGUCCCUCCUACUCAGGCGGUUGGCGCAGCUGUCAACCUCCAAUUUUGA
This is a messenger RNA of Diaporthe amygdali, 654 nucleotides long. RefSeq lists its product as uncharacterized. Gene Ontology annotation, biological process: protein phosphorylation. Lineage: Eukaryota; Fungi; Ascomycota; Sordariomycetes; Diaporthales; Diaporthaceae. The coding region runs from base 1 to 654 and encodes 217 amino acids. The transcript is spliced from 6 exons. Gene Ontology annotation, molecular function: protein kinase activity; ATP binding. The record is from RefSeq and is a predicted model, not a curated record.